Molecule: messenger RNA, 1869 nt
Organism: Pyricularia grisea
Lineage: Eukaryota; Fungi; Ascomycota; Sordariomycetes; Magnaporthales; Pyriculariaceae
Exons: 2
Coding region: 380-1642 (420 amino acids)
Source: RefSeq, a predicted model, not a curated record
AUCAAGGCAGCUUUUGAGAAUGCGUCACAAGGGAUGCUUUGUGUCUCAACCCGCUAUUGAAGUAGCAUUGUGCAGAGCCAGUCUAUGCACUAAAGGAGGCCUCUAGAGGAGUAGUUUGCAAAAAAUCGAAUCAACUAUUGGGCUGCCUCCUCCCGGUCGCAUUUGAUCCAAAGGUCUAGAACGCGUCUUAAAAACCCGAGACAAGCCACUAUUGUAGUGAGCUAGCUCUCCCUCCCCCCGCAAAUAGAGGGUUCUCACGAGCAACCAGCACGAACGACACGCACUCUCUAAUUGUAACCUGUGUGCAAACCAAAUCAACCAGUAAACGACUUCAAUCCAACAUACUCGGACAGGCAGUAGGGCCGCGAAGACAACAACGAUGCUCGAAUAUUUCACCUACAGAAAGUUCAAGAAGCACCAAGCGCAAAAGCAGGAGGCAGAGCAGAAACGUCUCAGCCAAGAGGCCGCAGGUACUCCCGGCAGCACUAGCAACGACAUUCCACAGAUUGUCGAGCCCAGCCCGUCAGCCACGGCGACGACAGAGGUCAGGUCACCGCUUCUCCAGGAUGAAGACGAGAGGUUCUUUAGGCUCCUGACAACCCAGGACGCGUCGCUCAUCACCCUCAGGGAUGCGGACAACGGCGAAGAUGACGAGGGCCCCAGGCCGCCCUUGCCUCCGCGCAUAAAGACGCCAGAGAUUGGCUGGGACAGCGAUGCCGAGUCCUUCAUGGUUGCAAACAAGGGCAAGGGCAAGGAGAAGGCGGGAGAGGAGACGGCGGCGCCAGCUGCCGCAGACAAGACAAAAGAUGGCGAUGGCAAGUUCGCGAAUCGCAUCGGUCGCCGCAUCUCGGUGCUCGUUCGUCGCCCAGGAAAGAAGCAGCCGGACGUCAAGCCGAACCCCAAGGUCCCCGUCUCAGAGGAAGACGCCGAGCGGGAAAAGGACGACCUGAGCCGCGUCCUCGACGAGCUGAACCUUUCGGCACAAAACAACCGCGUCUUCUCGCUGUCCAAGGAGUCGACCGAGCUCGUCAACUCCUUCACGCAGGUGUUGAAGGACCUGGUCAACGGCGUCCCGACGGCUGCCAACGACCUCAAGACGCUCCUCGAGGACCCAGACGGUCAGCUGGCAAAGAACUAUGAGAAGCUUCCAGCGAGCCUCAAGAAGCUGGUGCAGCAGAUGCCCGACAAGGUGUCCAGCAGCCUGGCGCCGGAGCUCCUUGCCGCGGCGGCCAAGUCGCAAGGCCUGGAGCACACGGACAACUCCAAAGGUGGGAUCAAGGAGACGGCCAUAAAGCUGAUCAAGCCGGGUAACCUCCAGGAGCUCAUCACCAAGCCUGGCGCUAUAUUGAGUAUGCUCAAGGCCAUUGUGAAUGCGCUCAAGCUGCGUUGGCCUGCCUUUAUUGGCACAAACGUGAUUUGGAGUAUAGCCAUCUUUUUACUGCUUUUCGUGCUUUGGUACUGCCACAAACGUGGCCGUGAGGUUCGCCUCGAAGGAGAACGGACGACUGAGGCAGGCGACCGGAUCGAGGAGCUGCCUGAUGACCCUCUACUUCCAGCGCCACCGGCGGGUGAAGCUUCGGGAUCCACCUCAUCGCCUAAGCUGCCGCCACCGCCUGUAGGUCAGGGCAGCGGUAGCAAGUGAUAGGUUCGGCGGAGGACACACUUCAAAUGGCAUACACGUUGACGCGAGUCAAUUCUUUAAGCAUGACUUAACAUAACAAAUGCAGACACUUCUCUGGUCGGACCCCAGGCUGCGAAAAUUAAUGUGUCGAAUGGCUUACAUGGAUAUCAAGGCGAAAAUGAUGUUUAAUACCCGUUAAUGACCCCCAAAUCAUACUUAGUUUAGUUUAUGCAUCAAGCAGCAAUUGC